Molecule: messenger RNA, 2423 nt
Organism: Ceratitis capitata (Mediterranean fruit fly)
Lineage: Eukaryota; Metazoa; Arthropoda; Insecta; Diptera; Tephritidae
Gene: lace
Product: serine palmitoyltransferase 2
Exons: 4
Coding region: 67-1866 (599 amino acids)
Biological process (GO): ceramide biosynthetic process; sphingosine biosynthetic process
Cellular component (GO): serine palmitoyltransferase complex
Molecular function (GO): serine C-palmitoyltransferase activity; pyridoxal phosphate binding
Source: RefSeq, a predicted model, not a curated record
AUGAAGUAAAGGAAAGUAGCACAUUAAAAACGCAUAAAUUAAAAUUAGUGUUAAGAAACAGGCAGAAUGGGUAACUCAAAUGGUGACAGCGGUGAAGUUCAACAAGAACGUCAACGGAAUUGUGAUAUUUCUAAUUCUUGGAAUAAAAUGAAAGGAAUUACGGAGGAGAAUAUGCCCAAGGAAUGUGAUAGUUCUACGGUAGAACUUCGUGCACGUAAAAAUGGAUUCAAGGACAAUGUGGUAGAAGCCGCACCUACCAAUGGUUGCCUUAAGAAUUGCACCGCAAACACCACACAAUGUGCUACAGCAAAUGGGACAGCAUGCAGCAACAGCAACAGCAACAGCAAACAGUCAUUAUAUACACCAGCGAAAAAACUCUCCGAAUUUGCUGCAGAGCAUACGCGUAAGACGUCGUUCGAGGAAGUGCCGCUUCAUACUGCCUGUCUCACAUAUCUAGGCUUCUAUUUGCUUAUGAUACUCGGCUAUAUAAAUCAGCUACUAUUCGUACCGAAAGUUGCCAAGGAGGAGAAUCGUGAAGGUUAUGUUACGCUCUAUGAUGCCUUUGAGAGUUUUUACUCGCGCUAUGUGUAUAGACGUGUGCGUGAUUGUUGGAAUCGUCCCAUUUGCAGUGUGCCUGGUGAUGAGGUCACACUCAAGGAUCGUGUUACCAAUGAUUAUGGUUGGAGUUUUCAGUUUACUGGCACUGAGACGCGGUGUUUGAAUUUAGGUUCAUACAAUUAUUUGGGUUUCGCUGAUGCAACAGGUCCCUGCGCAGAGCAGUCGGAAGAAACAGCACGUGAAAUGGGUUUGGCCAUGACCAGUACGCGCGUUGAGUUGGGCACAACACAACUGCAUCUGGAUUUGGAAAGUUUGACGGCACGUUAUCUGGGUGUAGAAGAUGCCAUCGUGUUUGGCAUGGGUUUCGCUACAAACGCACUCAAUUUACCCUCACUCAUAUCGCCUGGUUGUCUUGUUUUGAGCGAUGAAAAGAAUCAUGCAUCUAUUAUUUUGGGUCUACGGUUGUCGGGCGCUACUACAAAAGUAUUUAAGCACAAUAAUAUGCGCGACUUGGAGCGGGUGUUACGUUACAAUGUGGUACAUGGCAAUUCCAAAAAUGGUGGUAAACCGUGGAAGAAGAUAUUGAUACUGGUAGAAGGUGUUUUCAGUAUGGAGGGCUCUAUUGUACGCUUACCGGAGAUCAUUGCUUUGAAGAAGAAAUACAAAGCAUAUUUGUACUUGGAUGAGGCACACAGCAUUGGCGCUAUGGGUCCGCAUGGUGGCGGUGCAGUUGACUACUUCGGUGCAGAUCCUAAAGAUAUCGACAUAUUAAUGGGCACUUUUACUAAGAGUUUCGGUAGCGCUGGUGGCUAUAUUGCCGGUUCGAAGCGUCUAAUUGACUUUUUGCGCACAAACAGUCAUGCACAUUGCUAUGCCAGCAGUAUGUCACCGCCCAUUGCUCAGCAGAUUUACACUUCGAUGAGUAUUAUCAUGGGACUGGAUGGCACCGACACCGGACGUCAGAAGAUCAAUCAGUUAGCGCGUAAUACACGCUAUUUCCGUCGACGCUUAGCGCAGAUGGGCGUAAUCACCUACGGGCACGAAGAUUCGCCGGUAGUGCCUAUGCUGGUGUAUUUGUUUUCGAAAAUUGGCGCCGUUGUACGCACAUUGACAACACGCCACAUCGCCGUUGUAGGUGUCGGUUUCCCAGCGACGCCAAUUAUGGAAGGGCGUAUACGUUACUGCUUAUCGGCGGCACAUACCAAAGAACAAUUAGAUUACGCUUUAGAAGUCAUCGACGAGAUCAGUGAUAGACUAGGCUUAAAAUACUCACGAAAACCACGUGAACCCAACACAAUUGAGUAUUGAAGUAGCACUUUUGUCUGUAUGUAAUAUGUAAAUGAAAUAUUUGAAACUCGCAAAGAAAACGCAGAUAUACAUAUAGUACUGGUAGCAAUAGCUUUAGUGAACAACUGCAAAACCGAGAAAUGUAUGUAUGUACAUAUGUACAAUAGAAAUUUGGACAAUGUGUGCAUCAAUAAGGCAAAGGACACAUCAUGAUUUUCCCAAAUACUUAUGCUAAAAGUGUAUGUAGUUGUUUUUAGUGGCUUUUGCUGCAAUUUGCUCGCUGAAUAUCUGCACCGUAAAAUAUAUUUACCUAAACAUUUUGAAUAUGCAAACAAAGCAUUACUUUAAUCUAAAUAGAAAAAAUAUAUAUGUAUAUCUUGAUUUAACAGUUAACGGUUAUACAGUUAAUUGCAAUUGAUCACAUUUGAAUACCGUAUGCACAAAUACGAACGAGUUUUGUUCGUAUGCACUGCCAAGCAGGUUCAGGAAUGGAAAUAAAUAUACUACGUAUGUGUAAAUGUUAAGUUGGCAACAUAUUGUUGGAAUUGUUACUUGAAAGAAAUAGAAAAAAAAAACUG